GCCCCCUCCUCAACCCUAGUUUCAUCUCUCUCCCUUUGCUCUCGCAGAGCCCAGGACGGCGGCGGCUAUGGUGGCCACCGGCGCCGGUGGAGAAGGUCCGCCGCCGUGCUGAUCCGGCCGCUCCCUCUCCGACCUUUCUGAUUUCUCUCUGCCCACGCACCGAACCAGAGGCGCACACUCCAACAGAUCCUCCUCCACCACCGCUCAUGGAAGCGGAUCCGCAGGGUUCUCAACCAGCACCGCCCACGGCGGCGGGCCGACUCCCGGCCAUGGUGUUGGUCGAUCGCAGCGUCAGAAUCAACAUCCAAGAAUCAGGUUUUUUGGGCCCCAGCGGCGUGCGCAAGGAGUGGCCGCAGUGGGUGGGUUUCUUGUUGGACCAUGACGACGAAGUCGCCUACUUCCUUGGCGUGUUGGACGGCACCGAGCCUUGCCCUCCCCAGGUCGCCGACCCCCGCGACGGCCUCACUUCCCUGUCCCUCAACAUCGCCGCUUGGCCACCCAACCGUUACGGGCUCAAUCACCCCGACUGCGCUUUCAUCGUCGGCUGCCACAAGAACUUGCUCCUUCUCUGCCUCCGCGACGAGGAUGGCGGCUUCUACAUGGUUUACAAUACCAAGGCCAAGGCCAACUCCAUCGCCGUCGUCCCGCGGCGAGUUUGCUGCUCAUUGACCCACUUCCCCAUAGCACGGGUCCGAUGGCAGUUCCAAGGGGUCACCAUCCUACGGCUCUCCACCAGCGAGGAGCACGAUCAAUACCUCCUCGCCGAGCUCCUCUUCCGCACGGAAGACCGGAGCGGCCUAGACCCCACAAACAAGGCCACUCUCUUCUUGUGGAGGUCGAUCACUGCCUCCGACCAAGCAGCUCGUGGCCCCAUCUGCAACCCUUACAUCUGCCUCACCCCUGACAAAGUCCCCCCCUUCCCUCAAUGCUUGGACAUGUACCCCCAGCAGUGGAUCCCCAUGGAGGUGGAGCUCCCCCUCCCCACUGACAGAGACCACCACCCCUCCUUCCGUGCAGACAUGACGUUGGCAACUGGAGCAGCCACGCUCUACUGGGUUGACCUUCUGCAAGGGAUCUUGGUCUCCAACCACAAAGAUCGUGGUAAUGGUAAGCAGCAGCAACCGUUCCACUUCAUCCCGUUGCCUCCUGAGGCAUAUGCAGAUGUAUCCAUCAAUAGCAACCCGCACGAGUACCGCUCCAUGUGCUGCAUCAAAGGUGGGGCCUUGAAAUUCGUCUCAAUGGAGGGCUACAACAGAGAAGAUAUCCCCAUGGCCGAGGUGGUGCUCAUAACAUGGAUUCUGACGAAUCCCCAGAGUCGUACCAAAUGGAAGUGGCAGUUGUUUGAAUCAGUCCGCAUCGGAGAUCUCUGGCACAACCCGCACUACCAUGAGUUGCCGCUGCUGCCACAUUUUCCGGUCAUCAGCACUGUGGAACCUCAUGUCAUCUACUUCACGGUCUUUGACUACAAGUACGAUCCCGAGUACGAGGUGAUGGAAGUCACAGAACGAUAUGUGCUCGGCGUUGACAUGCAUCUUCGGAGUGUAGUGUCAGCGUUCAUGGCCUCUUCCUCUAGGAUGCUUACUUCUCACUUCACCCGCUACAUAAACCAGAGAACAGUUUGCCCAAUGGAGAAAGAGGUUACUGAUGAGGGGGACCCUGCUGCAUGGGCUUCCGUCUGGAUUUCCACCAAGCCUCUUGGAGUUUCUCCAGUAGAACCAGCACACAAAGCCGGCAGACUUGGGGGACGUGUUUCCAGUGAUGGGGUCGCACAGUUUAUCAGCAAAACUGGACCAACCAUGUCAUCAAUCACUCCAGUGAUCGGUUUGCAGUGUGUGCUAGGUCACUAAGUUAUUGUCGUGAGGAAACUCCCUUUUUUGUGAGGAAAUCUACCUCCCUCUUCAUUAACAAUUAGGUAAUUGAUCGGGUGUAUCCUUGACUUGUUUCCUAACUAGCAACUAGCAAGCUUGGAUGGUUGUUCUACCUGUGACAACUACGUAAGCAGCCAGGAAGAGACCUUUGAUGUAAUGUUCUUGAUGCUUCUCGCGCCAGGGCUGGCUGGCUGUGAUCUCGCUGAUUUUCAUGUUUUAAUUUGUGCACCAGUGGCUGUUUCAACCUGGAUCGGCGCAUCCUGCUGUGUUCGUCAAA
Messenger RNA from Sorghum bicolor (sorghum), 2145 nucleotides. RefSeq lists its product as uncharacterized. The coding region runs from base 207 to 1847 and encodes 546 amino acids. The record is from RefSeq and is a predicted model, not a curated record. NCBI's taxonomy places the organism in Eukaryota, Viridiplantae, Streptophyta, Magnoliopsida, Poales, Poaceae. The transcript has 2 exons.